CAGAUCCUGGUGCUGGGCCUGGACGGGGCAGGGAAGACUAGUGUCCUCCACUCCCUGGCAACUAGCCACGUCAAGCGCAGCGUGGCCCCCACCGAGGGCUUCAAUGCCAUCUGCGUCAGCACCGAAGAGUCCCAGAUGGAGUUCCUGGAGAUCGGGGGCAGUGAACCUCUGCGUUCCUACUGGAAGAUGUACUUGCCCAAAGUGCUCUUGCUGAUCUAUGUCGUGGACUCGGCCGAUCAUGCCCGACUGCCGGUGGCAAAGCAGCUGCUUCAUCAACUGAUCCAGAACAACUCCACCCUGCCCGUGGUGGUUCUGGCCAACAAGCAGGACCUCGAAGGUGCAUAUUGCAUCACCGAUAUCCACGAUGCUCUGGCACUGUCUGAUAUUGGGGACGAGAGGAAGAUGUUCUUGAUUGGUACCCACGUGGCAGAAGAUGGCUCUGAGAUCUCCUCCAGCAUGAAGGAUGCCAAGGAGCUGAUAGCGCAGCUGGUUUUGGAAGCAGAGCUCGUGGGGGGAAACCAAGAGACGAUCUGGACCCUCUCCCGGGGUGCUGCGAGAGCUCGACUAUCACCAAGAACAGCAGCGUUGGCCAAGCCCAAGCAAGAUUUUGGCAAGCACCAGCGCAGAUCCCUCUUCUUGUACGGCUGUGGUCGGGAAUCAACGACCUGGGAGCGUCCCCUGCUAGAGGGUUUUGGUUUCCCUUCUGAUCGGCUGCUGAACUUGUCUGAACCUAAAAAAUACCAGGCUGCUUACCUACAGCAAAGUGACCUGGGAGCUGCACGGAGCUACCAGGCAUCCCCGCGGAUCCUGGGGCUGGCCCGGCCACAGUUCCUGCUGGCCAGAGAGGUGCCAACACUGGGUACAAACGCGGGGGCCUUGGCCAGAGCAUCCUCGCGGUUACAGCAUCUCGCAGAGCCCCGGGUCAGGAAGGUGACCUGCUACUCUAAGUGUGGCUUUCGCGAAUCCAGCGUCCCUGAGGACCACGUUUCCAAGCUGGCACAGGAGGCAAUUGUGAGCCCUCAGACCCUGGAGCUGGAUCGGGCCAAAAGAUUGCAUCCUGACUGUGUGCCCCUGUGGGAUGCUGAGUGGCCAGUGACGAAGGCCGCAAAGCAGACGGUGGCCACACCAAGGCUCGUGGAACUGGCCCAGCCUUGCAAAAGACCUCCCAUGGGCUCAGCUCGAUUCAAUCCAGAUGUGUUCAAAGCUCAGAAGGCAACUUGUUCUGCUCGGAUCCAGGACCUGGCUUGUCCGAUGCGGUGCUGA
Cariama cristata (Red-legged seriema) is the source of this 1263-nucleotide messenger RNA. Its product is annotated as testicular haploid expressed gene protein-like. Gene Ontology annotation, molecular function: GTP binding; GTPase activity. The record is from RefSeq and is a predicted model, not a curated record. Lineage: Eukaryota; Metazoa; Chordata; Aves; Cariamiformes; Cariamidae.